UAAAAAAACCAGUGUAGUAGCUUAUAGCAGACUUCUGAAGGGCUUAAGACUUAUUUUACUAUGACCUGCUUUGCUGUCAUUCCGCCCUGCCCCCCCAAUAACUUCUUCAGAAACUUAGGCCAUGCCGAGGAGUAGUGUGUCCAUAGAUUCAGGAAGCAAAAUGACUUUCUUUGCUUAAAGACUGGAAAUUCUAAUUCAUCCCAUCUCCUCCCUUACAGACAAGACCACCCCCUGGACAUGGCGCCAGAGACCCAGAUGCCAGGCCCAGUGUGUCUCAUUGAGAACACUAAAGGGCAACUGGUGGUUAAUCCAGAAGCUCUGAAGAUCUUGUCUGCCAUUACGCAGCCUCUUGUCGUGGUGGCUAUUGUGGGUCUCUGCCGCACAGGCAAAUCCUACCUGAUGAACCAAUUGGCUGGGAAGAACAAGGGUGAGUGGUAGUAGCAAAACUCUGCUGAGUCCUUUCUCUUCAACCACAUUCACAAUCAUGAUGGUUAAGGCAUCACUGAAAUAACUUCUGUAUACAUAAUUAUAAACUAUUAAAAUGUUAAUAGCAUAAUAUUCUUGUGAAAAAAUAUCAUCUAACCUAUGGUACUUGAUAUUCUUAUUUUCUCAUUUCUCUUUUGUAAUUUAGAUCAAUACUGUUUAUACUUUCUUCCAUCUCCUCAUCUUGCUUUCCUUAAAUUGUAGCUCAAUUGCCAAGAAAGUCUCCAGUUUCCAAAUCCCCUGCUCUAUUACAUCCUCUCCACUGCUCCUCUCCCCAACCCCUUGUAGGCUUCUUUCUCUGUUGGAUCCACAGUGCAAUCUCACACCAAGGGAAUCUGGAUGUGGUGUGUGCCUCAUUCCAAGAAGCCAGACCACACCCUGGUUCUGCUUGACACUGAGGGACUCGGAGAUGUAGAGAAGGAUGACAAGAACAACGAUACCCAGAUCUUUGCACUGGCAAUACUAUUGAGUAGUACCUUUGUGUACAAUACCAUGAACAAAAUUGACCAGAGGGCUAUUGACCUGUUGUAUUAUGUAACAGAACUGUCAAAUCUGCUCAGGACAUUAUCUUCAUCUGAUCUUGAUGAGGUUGAAGAUGCAGCUGACUUUGUGAGCUUCUAUCCAGACUUAGUGUGGACUUUGAGAGAUUUCUACCUAUCCUUACAAGCAGAUGGGCAGCUCAUCACAGCAGAUGACUACCUGGAGAACUCACUGAGGCCGAAGCAAGACACUGAUCAAAAUCUUCAAAACUUCAACUUGCCUCGUCUUUGCAUUCAGAAAUUCUUUCCAAUAAAGAAAUGCUUUGUCUUUGACUUACCCACUCACCAGAAGAAGCUUACCCAGCUUGAGACACUGAAUAAUGAUGAACUGUAUCCUGAUUUUGUGCGACAAGUAACAGAUUUCUGUUACUACAUCUUUCACUAUUCUAAGACUAAAACUCUUUCAGGAGGCAUCGAGGUCAAUGGACCUUAUCUAGAGAGCCUAGUGCUGACUUAUGUCAAUGUCAUCAGCAGUGGAGAUCUGCCCUGCGUGGAGAAUUCAGUCUUGGCUUUGGCCCAGACCAAGAACUUAACAGCAGUCAAAAAAGCCAUUGCCCACUAUGACCAGCAGAUGGGCCAGAAGGUGCAGCUGCCUGUAGAAACCCUCCUGGAGCUUCUGGAUCUGCACAGUGCCAGUGAGAUAGAGGCCUUUGAAGUGUUCACGAAGAAUUCUUUUAAGGAUGUGGACCAAAGGUUCCAGAAGGAAUUGAAGACCCUACUAAAAGCAAAACGGGAUGAUCUUUGUAAACAGAAUUUGGAGGUAUCAUCAGAUUAUUGCUCCGCUUUACUUCAGAAUAUUUUUGGUCCUCUAGAAGAAGAUGUCAAGAGGGGAAUUUAUUCAAAGCCAGGAGGGCACCGUCUCUUCAUUCAAAAAACAGAAGAGCUGAAGGCAAAGUACUAUCAGGAGCCCAGGAAAGGAAUACAGGCUGAAGAAACUCUGCAAAUUUUACAGUCCAAGGAGUCUGUGAGUAAUACCAUUCUACAGACAGACUUGGCUCUCACAGCGAGGGAAAAGGAGAUGGAAGAAGCAAGUAUAAAAGCAGAGGCUGCAAAGGCUGAAGCACAAAGGUUGAAGGAGAUUCAAAGGCAGAACGAGCAAAUGAUGCAGCAGAGGGAGAGACUCCAUCAAGAACAAGUGAGACAAAUGGAGAUAUACAGAGCCAACUUUUUGGCACAGCAACAAAGGGACUUGGAUCGUCGACUCCAGGAAGAAGCUGCACAGCAGAAGAGGAUACAGGCUGAAAUAAGAAGGCUUCAGAAUGAGCUUCAGCAGCUCCAGUGGGUAGACCCACCAGAUAAUAUAUGCAUCUUACUCUAAAGCUAAACACCAGAAUUUCUUUUUUGUGUUCACUUUCACUGAAGACAGAAUGAAACAAGAAACUAGAGAACUCAGGACAAUUACCAUUUGAAUAAACUGCAUAAUAAUUAUAUCAAACUUUUGUUAUAAAAUUAUGAUGCUUAUAAUUGGUAAAAUGUACAUUUUAAUAGUUUAAAUGAUGAUUACUUCCUUGAAAAGAUUGUGGGUUGUGUAAUAAGGGACAUUUGAUCACUGCUUUUAUUUGGUACAGAUAUUGGGCUGGCUCUCUCAGGGGAAACUUUCUCUUGUACCUCUCUAGUUUUCCAUAUUUGUCUCAGAAGGGGAUUAGAAGUGACAUAGGGGGUGUGAUUCUCAAUGGGCUAAGUCAAGUGAGACCAAAGUCUUGAACUCAGGUGGGCAUCACUCCUGACAAGUGGUCAUGUGCUGGAUGCCAUCAGAGGGGUUCACCAAUGCGAAAGACGACUAACCUAGCUUCUUAGAGGAGACAAUGUACGGUUCCCACCUGGGUGGAGGCUGUGACUCCUGGUCAUGGUCAGCAGACAGUUUGCUUAGAGAGAUCCCAAACUGGAAAUGAAUAAUAAUGUAUGAAAGAGAGGUGUUCCAGAAGAUGGAAGGAACUACCACCAUGGAAAGUGUGUCUUAGGCCGAAGGGAUAAAAAAACAUUUUCCUUUUUGCUACCCUUACCAAGGGCAUAACUUAAAUAAGACAUUUUAAUAUCAUUAAGCAAUUUAUAUGGAAUUUAAUAACUGUGUGUUUUAUCUUUAUAAUUCUUUAGAGUCUAUAAAUAAAUAGUAAAAGAAAUACUAGAUAAUGUGUCAGAAAAUCUAAUGUGGCUCAUUUAAUUUUAUGCUUAC
Molecule: messenger RNA, 3195 nt
Organism: Pteropus alecto (black flying fox)
Lineage: Eukaryota; Metazoa; Chordata; Mammalia; Chiroptera; Pteropodidae
Gene: GBP5
Product: guanylate binding protein 5
Molecular function (GO): GTPase activity; GTP binding
Source: RefSeq, a predicted model, not a curated record